Torulaspora delbrueckii is the source of this 291-nucleotide messenger RNA. RefSeq names its product Mco12p (gene MCO12). The record is from RefSeq and is a predicted model, not a curated record. The transcript has a single exon. Gene Ontology annotation, cellular component: cytoplasm. Lineage: Eukaryota; Fungi; Ascomycota; Saccharomycetes; Saccharomycetales; Saccharomycetaceae. Bases 1 to 291 code for a protein of 96 amino acids.
AUGAAUCUACAAAGUUUAGUACACAUCGGGGUUGAUCUUACACUGGUAGCGAUGAUUCUCGCAGCUCUCAGACAAAACACCGGAUACGUGUUCGCUUUCGAGCAAACCGGUAUGAGCCACUAUGUGCACAAGAUAAUGAGCUGGGGAGAGUGGUGCUACGCCAAGUUUGUCAAUCAUGCAGUCAGAUCUCAGUAUUUUAGGAAACAACUUCCCGGCGACGGAUUCACGACUAUGAGUUUGAAAGAGAUCGAAGAACUAGGCAGAUAUAAUUCCAAAUCUAAUCGCCAUUGA